Molecule: messenger RNA, 4893 nt
Organism: Anopheles bellator
Lineage: Eukaryota; Metazoa; Arthropoda; Insecta; Diptera; Culicidae
Source: RefSeq, a predicted model, not a curated record
AUGUCUUGCUGUGAGGGUACCCGGUCACUGCACAAGCGCUACAAGAUAUCACUGGCCAAGAUGGUGGUGGGAGGUGGUGGUGACCAGCGCCAGCGACCCCGGGGAAUCGUCAACGGCGGCCACGAGUCACGGGUGCCGUCGACAGCGAUCUCCGAGAGCGGCAGCGAUAGAGUUGGUGGGAUGGCGCUGGCCGAGCUAACGGCGCGUGGCUGGUGGCACGCACCCAACAGUGAUAGACACGGCGCUCGUAGCGACGUUUUUAGCAUAAGCACUACCAAAAGUGACUACCCGCGAGUAAUUGGCAGCAGUAGCAGCAGUAGUAGUAGCAGUCCCGGCCACAGUAGUAGUAUUAGAGCCCGCAGACGGAGAACGCAGCAGCACAACACCGAUGACGACGACGGCCGCUGGCCGGACGAUACGGCCAAGAAGGUCCGGGUGAGAGGUGGUGGCCUCGCCCGGACGAUGUUGAUCCUUUUGGUCAGUAGCAUUCUGGUGUUGUUGGGCGGCAACCAGCAACAGUACGUCGGGGCCGUACUGCUCGACACGAACGGUGCCGGGGACGGGAAGGCACCGGUCCAAGCGUUCGGGGACGAGCUCGGUGGUUCGAACCUCGAGCGCAGCAUAGCGGCCGUGUUCAGUCGGGUCGCGUACGGCUCGACCACCACCACCAAGCGCAGCAUUCCGGACAACGUCUACGUGCCGAGUCUGACGACCGUCUCCACGCCGCUUCUGACGACGUACAGGUACCGUGAGAAGGAUAAGGACCCGCAGGGCGGCGGUGGUAUGGCGAGCGGUGCCGGUGGACCCGGUAGCGACAAGGACCCGCACUACAACCAGCAGCAGAUCAGCGCCAACCACCGGAACUACGAGCUGGACCUCGAGCGGGACCACGUGCUGCCGACGUCGGCCCCGAACGCCGAGAUCCUGAAGAGCAACAGCAACCCGACCUACCCGAACCCGAACCGCCACCACAACCACGAUCGCCAUCGGCACUCCAACUCGACGCCAUAUCCGCACGGUCACGGCGCGAAGAAAGGGUUCGCGACCAACUCGAUGUUCUCCGGCGACGUCCCGGCGUACUCGCCGACGUCCCGCUCCUCACCGCCACUGCCACCGAACUACACGAACCCGUUCGCCGACAAGCCGACGCUCCGCGGGACGAGCAGCGACACGACGAUCGUCAACACCGGCUCGUACAUGGUCCGCCGCCCACUGCCCCCGCCGAGCCUGAUGCCGGGCCACGAGCGGAUCCCGAUGCGACCGCCGGAUCUCGUACCCGCGGCACCCGGUUCCGGCCCGCCGACCCUAGGAGGUGGUGGUGGUCCGCAGGCAUCCAACAACCCGCAGAAACCACCGGGCAGCGGUGCACCCCCUCAACACUCGGGCGGCCCGUCGUCGGUCGGCGGCGUUUCUCUGGACGCGGCCCAGCGCAAGAAGGCACUCAACACACCGUCGGAAAAGUCCAGCAAACUGGACGGGGGCAAGACGCCCGGCGGCGGCGGCGGAUACGAUGGUGUCGGUGUCGGCAGCAAGCAGUUCAUGCUGGACGAGAACGCCUCGAACUCGAGCGCCAUCCUGCCGAACGGGAUGCACUUCCCGUCGAUCUCGCGCAUUCUGUCCGGCUCGAACGGGCGGCCCCAGGUUAUCCCGGACGUGCUCCUGCGCUCGGUCACGUCCGCCCCACGGCCCAACCAACCGUCGUUCGAUAUCGGUCCCGGAGUUGGCGGCGCCGGACCAACGUCCCUGAGUAAUGCGAAGCACCCGAGCUACGGGGGUUCGGCGGCUGGCGGCGGUAAACCUUCGACCACCGACGGCGCCGAUGGUGGCCCGCCGGAUCCGGCUGGAAACGGGGCGACGGAAGACGAAGCCGACGAGGACGACGAGGACGAUCCGUUCGAGGAUGGCGAUGAUGAUGACGACGGCGGUGUUGUGGUUCCGGCGAGGAAGGGCAAUGGCGGUGGUGGUAGCACGGCCCACUCGGGCCCCACGUCCUCCAUCACCUCGACCGUUUCGUCGAUGCACGUCCUGUCGUCCUCUUCGUCGCCGAUCACCCAGAAGAUGCCCAACCUGAACCUCAAGUCGGUGAUGGUGAAGAAUGGGACGACAGGCGGCGGGGAGGACGGUGGUGCUGGGGGCGCAGACCGGAACUUUGCGGGCGACCUGGCCGACAUCAGCACGUGGACGAUCGCGUGGAACAUUCACGUGUACCUGUCGGCGAUCCUGUUCACGAUCCUCGCGGUGUACUCGAUCUUCAAGAUCAUCUUCUACGACAAGCUGACGCACCUCUUCUCCCAGUCGUACUUCAUCAGCAUCCACCUGAUUCUGAUCAUCAUCUGUCUGCUGCGCAUCUUCUACCUGUGCUACGAUGCGUACAACAUCCACUUCAGCUUCAAUCUGUUCACUUCCGAGCUGCUCCUAAACCUGCCGCUCACGUUCCUCACGACGACGUUCGCGAUACUGAUCCUGUUCCUGUUGCUUCGCUCGAUCAACCACAAGACGAACCGCUACAGCUCGAUCCUACGCCCGCUCACGAUCAUCAUCGGCUCGGGUGUCCACGUGGGCCUGUGUAUCACCCUGCACCUGGUGGAGUCGUACGAGACGCAGCAGUUCUACCACAAGCAGCACCAGCUGCAGCUCCAGAACAAGCAGCUCAUGAUGGCGGCCGGGCCGGGCCGCCCCGGACAUGGCACCGGCGGUCACGGCGGUCCACCGACGAACAUCCAGAUUCCGCCACGCGUCCUCUCGCUCAUCUGCCAGAUCAUCUACAUCUUUAUCUGCCUCAGUCUCGGCAUCCUGUACCUGUACAUGUACCGGCUGCUGAAGCGCAUCCUGCACAAGAGCCAGAACUACAUUCACGGCUACAACAACCUGUCGUACGCGAUCCACAUCACGAUCGCGACCGCGCUGCUGUUCAUCCUGCUGGCGGCGCUCCAGAUCUAUGGUGCGAUCAGUAUCAGUUCGCAGACGAAGGUGAAGCUGUCACCGAGCAACAGCCUGCACGAACCGGGAGCGGCCAAGAAAACGCUGUGGGCAUCGCACAUCGAGAUCGACUGGUUCCAGUGGGGCUACCAGUUUAGCCUGCGGUUCAUUGAGAUCGUGAUCAUUGCGUUGCUUUCGUGGGUGACGGGACUGAAGACUGGCACGUCGAAGGUGAUCCAACGCGAGAAGGAUAUGGAGCAGCCGAACGCAAGCGGGUUCGCCCUGUUCCCCUGUACGUCCUCCUCGAGCCAGGAGAACUUUGAAACGGACUAUCCGGCGGUCUGCAACACGAACCGCAAUCUGCACACCUACACGAUGCGUACCGGGAAGCCGAUCUACGACGAUAAUUUCGCUCUGAACUCGCUCAACCUGGAGCAGAACAGCCAGCAGGAUCUGCAGCUCGGCGGUCCGGGUGGCCCACCCGGUCACCCGCCGGGAGCCGAUUUCCAGCGUUCGCUCGAAACCAACAGCAUGCGUUCGUCGUCGCACAACUACAGCAACAACGACCACAACAAUCACUGCUGCCGGGGGGGCGGCGACGGAGCGGACGACUUCCUGAACGACACCGAGCCGAUGCCGGAUCACUACGAGAAUCCGAACUUUGAGCUGAAACACCACCACCACCAUCACCCGCAGGUCAACCACCAGUACCACGACAUCAUGGACAACUGCUACUCGGAGCCGAUCAAUGCGCCCCAGUACGACACCAAGUCGCUGCGUGGUGCAGGCGGCCGGGAGCACCAGCACCCCGGGAUGGGUGCCGGAACCCGGAACUAUGAUUUCCAGAACUUUGAGCGUCCCAACUUUGAGCCGGUGGCCGGCGGACCCGGGGUUGGGACGAUCCCGUCCCACUCGGCCCUAGCGGCCGCCCAGUCCAUGUCCCGGAACGAGUUCCGUGCCUCGAAGAACCUGAAGACGCUCAAGAGUGGCCAGCUGCAGAACGAUCUCGGUGGCGGUGGAGCGAACACGAUGGGUCACCAUCAUCACCAUCACCACUACAGCCACAACAUGGGACCGCCCGGGGGUCCUGGUGCCAACUACGGUGGCGGCGGCGGCGGCGGUGAUUCGUUCGAUCGACGGAUCGGAGUGCGCAAGAGUGGCACGCUGAACAAUAUCGGUGCGAUGCACUUUAACCCGGUGCCGGCGGGUGGCGGUGGCAGUGGACGGAACAAUAACUCCAACUCGUCCGCUUCGUCCUCCUCCAACUCGUCCCACAACCAGCGGGCUGCGGCCCUCCAGCGUACGAUGGGCCCGGCCGGCCACCGAGUGACCGGAGUCGGAGCGCAAACCCUCAGCUCGUCCCGUUCGAACGAUCACCAUCCGCAGCACCUGCAUCAGCAUCACCCGGGCUUUGCCGCCCCGCAGCCGGGCAGCUUCAACGAUCGGCUACUGAACGGUGGUGGCCCUGGGGACUCCCUCGAGCGGCAGCACGCGCACUCGCAGGACAACGUGAGCAACAACUUCGACGACCCGGCGAUGGUUAACGGUGGCGCAGGCAACGGUGCUUACUACCACAGCAAGAAGCGUUCCCGGGAGUCCUCCAGCUCAAGCUACACCGGUGGCCCGGGUGGAGCCGUUCCGUACGGUGUCGCCACAGGAACCGAUCACCCAACCACGACGACGACGACGACGGAGUCAUCCUCUUCGCCGACGGCCAGCAUCGGCGGUAGUAACACUAGCGGCAACGGUACCCCAACGACGACGGGGCCCAACAGUGGAGUGCUCCCAGGGAAGCUUGGCCACGGCGAGCAGCAGCAGCAGCAGGGCGCCGGCAACGGCAGCAUGCUGGUGGCGGAGCAGGGCUUCGUCCGGUUUCGGGCCCUCGAGGAACCGACGCUCGGAUCGGGCCGGGCUCCCGGCUCCAACGUAGCGUUGCGCGCCGAGAAGAGCAAACUGUUCAUGAACGCCGCGUAA